AUGUUCUUCGUGCACAUGUGCGUCUUCCUCGCCAUCCAGCUGCUCUGCCUCCACCGCUCUGCACUCCAUGACAUCAACUACCACGUUGUGCUUCUGGUCUGUCUGCUUCUCCUGCGCCGCAUAGUCGCCUGUUUCAUUGACUUCCACCCACCUGCCGCGAAUAAAGCCUCUGCACCUGCCUCCUCUCGGUCCGCCAAUGGCAGCAGUGCGAGCAGUAGCUUCCUCAGUCGACUCUUCCUCCUGAGUAGCAGGAGGAACGGAAGCGCCAUUCCACCUCCUGCCUCUCUCAGUGGUGCUGGCAACGCCACGCCUUCCGCAGCGGACAGAGUAGGUGAUAUUGUAGCUUCUAGUGCGGUUAGAAGUGCAAAAGAAGCAGUCACCAGCGGUUCAAAGGCGUGGAGGGUGAAGGGCAAGGCCGGGCGGGGAGGGGAUGAAGAAACGGCUUGUGCUGAUGGCACUGCUGCAAGGGAGUCGUUUUCGUUGACUGGUAGCGGCAUGGUGGCAGGGGAUGGGGUAAUCAAGGCUGGCAAUCACCACUCCACGGGUAGUUUUGGUGAAAGCGUUGGAAGCACCAUUGGUGCAGGAGGGGCAGGUGGUGCGGUGGAUGUUGCUGGUUCGGGCGGCGGGUUUGACUCGCCAGAGGCAGGCAAGGAGCUGUUGCUGGGAGACGAUUCAACAGUGAAGGGGAACUCUCUGCUUAAUCCAGGGCUUGCCGAUCCGUCAAGGGGCUCGGGGCAUGGACAGUGGGAGCAGCAUGUCUUUCCUCCCAUGAGCGUCGUCACUGGCACCUGCAGCUCCCUGCUUCUGGUGGGGCUAUACGUGGCGGCGGUGGCUCUCCUCGCGCUCAAGCUCUCCCUCACUCUUCCCUGGCAGUCGCAGCUGCUGCUCUUCGUCCCGCCCAUCUGCUACGCCAUCAUCGUUGCGCUGCUCAACCACCAGAUCAGCCAUUCAUCCAGCCUAAACUCGCACUCUCACUCGUCCCCUCCCUCCUCCGUCCCUCACACCUCCCCAUCCCUGCACGACUGCACAGUCCCCCAGCAAAACCCACUGGGUGGUGCUGCUCCUCAUGCAGCAUCAGCAGCGCCUUGCCAGCAGCCUAGCGGUGUGCAUCCGGUUUCCCCCUGCAGCAACCAGCCAAUGGGCUUUCCUCUGGCGUCACAACAGACAAAAAAUCUUAGUGGGGAGCCGCCUGGGGAGGUGGCGGCAGGGGGGACGGGAGGGAGUGACGGCAGCACGACAGCCGCGGCGCUGGCCCAAGCUGCUGAUGCGCCUGGUGCUCGUGGAGGCAUGCUUGGGGAGCUACCUGGUGGGCGUCGUCGCCAUUCAAGGCACCUACUCGCUGCCUCUGCUCGUGCGUGCAGAAUGAGCGCCUCUCAUGCUGCUUGCUGCCUGCUGCUGGAGUACUCGUUUGUGGGGGUGGCCGUGCUGUUGCUCAAGAAGGAGGCGGUGCUGCGCUGCUCAACUCAAACCUCCAAUGCACCCCCUUCCCCCUCCCCCCAACCUGUUUUUCAGAUGCACGAGGAUAUCCUAGUGAGCCGCCUGUCGUGCUGUCUGCUGCUGGGGUACGCGUUUGUGGGGGCGGCCAUACUGCUGCUAAUGAAGGAGGCGGUGCUGCUGCUAAUGAAGGAGGCGGUGCUGCUGCUGAUCGAACCAAACCCUCAAACCCUCCUUCCUUGCCUCGUACCCACUUCAGAUGCACGAGGACAUACUAGUGAGCCGCCUCUCGUGCUGCCUGCUGCUGGGGUACGCGUUUGUGGGCGCGGCCAUGCUGCUGCUGAUGAAGGAGGCUGUGCUGCGGCGGCAGCAGGUGGAGUAUGUGGCAGCGCACCUGGGGUGCUGGCACCGGUCGUGGCGGAGUGGAAUCCCCACAGUGUGCCGUACAGUGAGGGAGCCAUUGUGCAGAGAGGGGCCCGGGGGCUGCCACUCACACAAGUCUUCGUGUCCUCUCCCCUUCCCACCUCUGCUCCUCUUCCCCUCUUUUCGUCUUUCCGCACCUUUCCACGCCACCAGGGACGUGGCGGAGUGGAAUCCCCACAGUGUGCCGUACAGGACGUGGUGGAGUGGAACCCCCACAGUGUGCCGUACAGCGAGGGAGCCAUUGUGCAGAGAGGGGGGCGUCUCUUUGUGGGGCUCGGCAGGUUCAACACCGCCCAGCCCGGCUCGCUCUCCGCCGCCCUCCUCUUUCUGCUGCACCACCAGCCGCUUGUCUUCUCCAACUGGGUCGUCGGCACUCAGAUCUGCGUCUCAGUGAGCACCCAGGCUUAG
This is a messenger RNA of Closterium sp. Naga37s-1, 2265 nucleotides long. Lineage: Eukaryota; Viridiplantae; Streptophyta; Zygnematophyceae; Desmidiales; Closteriaceae. The record is from the annotation of a GenBank genome assembly.